Messenger RNA from Haliotis rufescens (red abalone), 1587 nucleotides. RefSeq names its product extensin-like. The record is from RefSeq and is a predicted model, not a curated record. Lineage: Eukaryota; Metazoa; Mollusca; Gastropoda; Lepetellida; Haliotidae. The transcript is spliced from 2 exons. Bases 1 to 1587 code for a protein of 528 amino acids.
AUGCCAGUCACCCACCCACCCAUCCUACCAUCCGCCCCCCUCCACCCACCCUGUCCACCGCUCCACCCACCCUGUCCACCCACUCUGUCCACCCCCUCCACCCACCCUGUCCACCCACUCUGUCCACCCCCUCCACCCACCCUGUCCACCCACUCUGUCCACCCCCUCCACCAACCCUGUCCACCCCAUCCACCCACUCUGUCCACCCACUCUGUCCACCCCCUCCACCCACCCUGUCCACCCACUCUGUCCACCCCCUCCACCAACCCUGUCCACCCCAUCCACCUACUCUGUCCACCCCAUCCACCCACCCUGUCCACCCUCUACCCCUCCACCCACUCUGUCCACCCCUUCCACCCACCCUGUCCACCCACUCUGUCCACCCCCUCCACCCACCCUGUCCACCCCCUCUGUCCACCCCCUCCACCCACUCUGUCCACCCCUUCCACCCACCCUGUCCACCCCCUCUGUCCACCCCCUCCACCCACUCUGUCCACCCACUCUGUCCACCCCCUCCACCAACCCUGUCCACCCCUUCCACCCACUCUGUCCACCCACUCUGUCCACCCCCUCCACCCACCCUGUCCACCCACUCUGUCCACCCCCUCCACCCACCCUGUCCACCCACUCUGUCCACCCCCUCCACCCACCCUGUCCACCCACUCUGUCCACCCCCUCCACCCACCCUGUCCACCCACUCUGUCCACCCCCUCCACCAACCCUGUCCACCCCAUCCACCCCCUCUGUCCACCCCCUCCACCCACCCUGUCCACCCCCUCCACCCACUCUGUCCACCCCUUCCACCCACCCUGUCCACCCCUUCCACCCACCCUGUCCACCCCCUCCACCAACCCUGUCCACCCCUUCCACCCACUCUGUCCACCCACUCUGUCCACCCCCUCCACCCACCCUGUCCACCCACUCUGUCCACCCCCUCCACCCACCCUGUCCACCCACUCUGUCCACCCCCUCCACCAACCCUGUCCACCCCAUCCACCCCCUCUGUCCACCCCCUCCACCCACCCUGUCCACCCCCUCCACCCACUCUGUCCACCCCUUCCACCCACCCUGUCCACCCCUUCCACCCACCCUGUCCACCCCUUCCACCCACUCUGUCCACCCUGUCCACCCCCUCCACCCACUCUGUCCACCCCUUCCACCCACCCUGUCCACCCCCUCUGUCCACUCUGUCAACCCCUUCCACCCACCCUGUCCACCCCCUCUGUCCACCCCCUCCACCCUCUCUGUCCACCCCCUCCACCAACUCUGUCCACCCCUUCCACCCACCCUGUCCACCCCCUCUGUCCACCCCCUCCACCCACUCUGUCCACCCCAUCCACCCACUCUGUCCACCCCCUCCAACCACUCUGUCCACCCCCUCCACCCACUCUGUCCACCCCCUCCACCAACCCUGUCCACCCCUCCACCCACCCUGUCCACCCCAUCCACCCACCCUGUCCACCCCCUCCACCCACUCUGUUCACACACAGUGGUCACCUGGUUGCAUCACCUGGUCAACUCUUUGAUGUUGGCACACCUGUAAUUAACUCGCACAUCUUCAGGAAGGCAGGUGCUUGCUCCUCUUGA